Williopsis jadinii is the source of this 1090-nucleotide messenger RNA. RefSeq lists its product as uncharacterized. Lineage: Eukaryota; Fungi; Ascomycota; Saccharomycetes; Phaffomycetales; Wickerhamomycetaceae. The transcript has a single exon. Bases 27 to 992 code for a protein of 321 amino acids. The record is from RefSeq and is a predicted model, not a curated record. Gene Ontology annotation, biological process: protein localization to spindle pole body; spindle pole body duplication.
UUCGCUCGUUAUUGAAGGCCUCAAAAAUGGAUGACACAGUGCUAACACUCUCAUGGAGACAAGUGGAUAGAUCCGGCAAUGGAUAUAUUCCUUCUUUAGAGCUUCCGUUGCUUGUUGACACGGUCAACAAGUAUCUAAAGACACCGUUGAUCAAUGAGGAGGAGAUGAAGACGUUGAAGAGAUUUAGUCAAAGGGAUACGCAUAAGAGAAUAUACAAGAGUGAAUUCAAGACGUUGUUUAAUUCUCUUGUUGGCUUGACGUUUGCAAAUGCUUUGCAACUGGCACAACUGGAUUCCAAGGCGAUUGAACAGGAUAACGAUGUUGGGGUUGAGAACAAGAGAGUUGACGAUGACCAUAGUAUCCGACCAAGCUUUAAAAAGGAGUGGAGGAAGUAUAAGAGAUUAAGUGAAACACAGGAAGAUGAGAUUAAAUAUCGAGAUGACGUGAUACGCCAGUUAGAAACGAAAUAUUCGAACAAUGAUAAGUUGAUUCACGAGACCAGCACCCUGGUCAAACAGAAUGAGAAGUAUGAAGAAGAGAUCUCUUUUAGGGAUAAGAUUAUCCUAGAAAGGGAUGAAACCAUAAAACAGAGAGAUUUCAAGAUACAAAAAUUGCAAGAACAAGUGAAAUCUUUAAAUGAUGAGAUUUCAUUGCUUAAAGGGAAACAUCCUGAUGAGCUUAUGAGGUUCCAGUGGGGAAAAGAGGAUAAAUUUCACAGAGAGUUGAAAUCACGCAUACAAAAACAGCAAGAUACAAUUGACAAAUUGAAGCAGAUGUUGUAUUCCAAGAAGAAGUUUACAACACCUAAGGAUAUUAAGGAACAAACAAACAAGAAAGGAAAGAAUUAUACCAAGUUCGUGCUUAUCCCAUUUGUAUCGUUAGUUAUAUGCUUAUUCUUGCAAAUACAGUAUAGACGGUGGGUUGAACAGUACUGGUUUGAGAUGGUGGACAAUGCAGACAUCGACUAUGCCUACUACGAAAGCAGAUUAUAGUACAGUUAUUAUAUUAUCACUAGGUUGAAGAAAAGAACAGGAGAAUCAUUUUGUGAAAGUCUUGAAACACAUACAGAAAACUUUGACCAGUAAGCCAA